Molecule: messenger RNA, 4441 nt
Organism: Linum tenue
Lineage: Eukaryota; Viridiplantae; Streptophyta; Magnoliopsida; Malpighiales; Linaceae
Source: the annotation of a GenBank genome assembly
AUGAAAACUCGUCGGAAGCGUGCAGCCCCAAAGGCGAAGGCCAAGAGUGUGCAGAAGAAGAAAGCUCCUGCUGCAGCUCCUCCAAUUCCAGUCCCCGCUUCUCCAGAAGAUCGUACUGGCAUAGAGACUCUUGCUGCGGCCACAGAGGCUUUUGCUGCUGCCGCUGCUCCACCCCCUCCGACUGCUUCUGGGGGACUUAACGCUACUAAGAAGGCAUUCUUGAACCUUGUCGGCCAGAUUGCCCAAGAAAGCAUUCGACCGGAGAAAACUAGUGAUGUCGGCCACCAUGGAAUUCGUUCUCGCAAUCGUUUUAGUUCAUCUCCUUCUUCAUCAUCAAGUGGAGAUGACAACUCUUUCCGUGUUCAUGGUGGUAAUAGUGGCAUGGUGGAGCAAGGGAUUGACUGGAGGGGUGAUAUGUCAGGGCGCAAGCGCGGUGGACCUACAAAAGGUGAUGCCGUGCAUAUUGGUAGUAGUUUGCAGGUGAUUAAGAAGAUCAUGGAUAUGGAUGAAGCUGCAUCAUUUAGCGCUCCUGUUGACCCUGUUCCCUUGGGAUUUGCUGUAAGUAUUAGUUGUUUUCUUACUUUGUAAGUCUGGAAGAACAAGCAAAUCCAUCACAACCUAAUAACUGUGUGCACUUUCAAUGCUUGGAAUGGUGGUUUGAGAUGGAUGUUUGUGAUCAUGUGCAGAAUCGUAUUGAUAUACCUAUGGAUUUUGGAACAAUAUGUAGCAAUCUUCAGAAUGGUUUCAAGUACCUAAAUUCUGAUGAUGUAUACAAGGACGUCGAAUGCAUUUGGGCACAUUGUUUGAAGUAUAACAAGAAAGGUGAUUAUAUUGUGUACCUUAUGAAGAGAGUGAAGAAAAAGUUUCUGAAAUACUGGACAUCAGCCGGCCUGCGUACUGAAAUGCAAAAGCCUACUGGGCAACAUGAGUUUUUGACUAGUAAUGGUCACAUGAUGGGUCACGUCAGUAUCAGCCCAUCAAGCUAUGAUCACCGGGCUCAGGUCAAACCAUCAAGCUAUAGUCACCAUGCCCAGGUGCCUCCUUCAAGCUAUAAUCAGCAUAUGCCUCCAUCAAGCUAUAGUUACCGGACUCAGGUGCCUCCAUCAAGCUACGACCACCACUCUCAGGUGCCUCCAUCAAUCUACGACCACCACUCUCAGUCUCAGGUGCAUCCAUCAAGUUACAGCCAGCAGGCUCAUGUGCCUCCAUCAAGCUAUCGUCACCUGGCUCACAUCCGUCCAUCAAGCUACAGUCACCAGGCUGAGUUGCCUCCAUCAAGCUACAGCCACCAGGCUGAGUUCCCUCCAUCAAGCUACAACCACCAGACUGAGGUGCCUCCAUCCAGCUACAACCACCAGUCACCAGCUCACCGUCCAUCAGGCUACAGCCACCAGUCACUAGCUCAGGUGCAUCCAUCAGGCUACAGUCACCAGGCUCAGGGGACUCCAUCAAGCUUCAACCACCAUGUUCAGGUGCCUCCAUCAAGCUUAAACCAAAAGACUCAUGUGCCUCCAUCAAAUUAUGAUAACCAGGCUGAGGUGCCUCCAUCAAGCUCCAACCACCAGGCUCGGGUGCCUACAUCAAGCUACAGCCACGAGGUUCAGGAGCUUCCAUCAAGCUACAACCACCACUCUCAGCUGCAUCUAUCAAGCUACCGUGAGCAGGCUCAGGUGCCUCCAUCAAGCUACAAUCACCAUUCUCAGUUGCCUCAACUUCAGCCAACCACCAAUGACUCACCAAAAUUACCAGAGCUGCAACCUAGAACCAAUGCAGAGGAUGCAGGAUCUCUGGAUUCACCCUUUGUGGACUCUGUUAGGAAGCGAAAGAAAGAUUCAGCUCGGGAUCCUAUCAUGGCUAAGUCAAGCCAUUCUAAGCAUCAACCAAAGUCAACCCUACAUUAUCUGAGACGUCGCGAUAAAAGUCCUAGUAAGCGACAGCAAUCUAUGUCUCUUGUUCAAGAGAAUGACGUUGCAAGACCUCCAGAUGAGCUGCUUGGUAGGAGUGAUUUGGGGCAAAAUGGACUUGCGUCCACAGAUGCAGUUAUCCCCAUAGAGACUAACCAGAGCCAACUUCAACCACAACAACCUCCGGUUGGUUAUAGUCAUGAACAUGUGUCACAGAUACCCAACGGAAAUAUUGGACAGCCACAGCACUCUGAGUGGUUUGCUUCUGCUUCACAUGCAGGAGAUGUGAAUGGCUUGGUGAGAGACGGGAGACAGGAUGAAGGGUGUUCUAAUAAUUGUCCGUUGGAAACUGCAACCUCCUCCUUCCAGCAAUCCCCAUCCCAGCACUAUGAAGACCACAGCAGCCCAGGCAGUCUGAAACAGGCUGUACCUAGGUUAGGGAAGCGAAAACGGGAUCUGCCAUAUCGUCGUGCUGCAUGGGAUACCCCUGACGGUAGCAAAAUGGUUGUUCCCCUCAAUGAUUUGGGACAAGCAUUUGGCCCUGAAGGAAGAAAAUUGGCUUCCUUUCUGGGAACCUUGGUACGGGAUGGUAACUUGGCUCCUGUUACCCUCGUGCACUGGUCUAGAGUGCCAAAGGAGAACAAAGAAACCAUGUGGCUGAUGGUUCAGGCAAAGUUUGAGAUUGAUCCAGUACUGGGGAAAUCAUGGGUGAUGAAGUCUCUUUCUACGAAAUGGAGGAACUGGAAAGCAGCGUUGAAGGCAGAUUAUUUCUCAUACAAGACUGAUGAGGAGCGUAUGAGGAAUCUUGACAAGAGAGUGCUUCCCGAUCAAUGGCCAGUUCUCAUAUCCUAUUGGAACAAGGAAGAAGUACAGUUGUAUGCUGCUAGGCAGAAGGCCAAUCGUGCUAAUCUUAAAGGUGGACACACCUCUGGUUCAAAGAGUUAUGCGACCUUAAGAGAGGAAGAGCGUGCGAAAAGGGCUGAUGGGAAAGCCCCUACUAGGGCAGAGUUGUAUGUGCUGACCCAUACACGAAAGGAUGGAAAUCCUGUCAGUGAAAAGGCCGCAGAAGUAAUUGCAAAAUUGCAGGAAAAAGCUUCUGAGAAGCAACAGGAAUCAGAAGCCAGUGAUAGCUCUCGUGACACAUUCUGUGAAGUAAUGGGUGAAGAAAAGAACAGCCAUGUGCGCAUGUGUGGUCUGGGACCUACCCCUAACACUCUAUUUGGCCGGAAGUGUGGCCAUAUCCAGUUUGCAAAGAUGGCCAUGGAUGCCAAGAAGCAAGCAGACGAUGAAGCAAACAAGGUUUAUCAAAAAGUGGAGGUAAUUGAGCAAAAGUACAAUUGCAUGGAAGCUCAGAUUGCUAGGAUGAACGCGAACAUGGAGCUUAUGCUCGGGAAGAUGGGUGUACCACCUGUAACGUCAAUAUCGGCACACUCAGACCAGGUUGACAAGCACACAGCUGCUCGGCAGAAUCCACAUCAGGCAGAAAAACCGUCAUCAGCAUCAUCAUCGAGUCAUGGAGCUGAUCAGGUCCUAAUAUCUUGUUCCUGAGUUUCCACUUCGGCUUAAAUUCUACCCUUUUAAAAAAAUUUUACGCAUAGCCUUUUUUCUGUGGAUCUUACAAGUUGAACUGCAUGGGUGUGUGCUCUCUAGUCUCUAGACUCUUAAGCAUCAUAUAAUUUCACAGUAUCUAAGCCCACUUGGACGAAAAUCAGCUGUUGCUGCUACCAAUAUUUCUCCUAUGCUUCCUUAGUUUGGAAAUUGUUUGCAAUGCAGGUCAUUCACAGACAGGCAAAUUCUAGUAGGAGCCAGUACCGAGUACCGGCUUCUUUGUAAUGAUGCAGUGAUCUACUGCACCACUAUCUAUUGACUGAUUGAGACUGACUGUAUUUCGUGUUAUUGCUAGGCUCGGUGGGAUCUCCCCAAGGUUUGGGAAAUGUAAACUGGUGGAAGCCCCAGACGAAGGUUUGGACGCAGUUGCCUCCACUGGUAAUUGAUUGUUUAUUCAAAGGAACUGGUACACCUGAUUCAAGUAGUUAGUUUGUACCGCAAGUUACGCGUGGCGGAUCUAUGUAAAGUAAUCGUUUAUGUAGUUUUGGGAUAGAAGGUAGAAGAGGAAAUUGUGUUUGUCAAUGUAGGAUCCAAGCCCCAUGGUACUUUGCUGCCAAGUGAGAUAGAGCCAACCAUUGCAGGGAAACAUGGAAAGGCAUUCUGUUUAUACUUGAGAGCGAAGUUGUGAUUUCAAAUGGUGUAUUGAUCUAAUUCAUGUAUUUGUGAGAUUAAGUCGUUUUUUUUAUAUAGAACUAGAAUACAUGCAUUUAUUAUUUGGAGGCCCAACACAAUCACUCACUAUUGAGGGAUUUACAAUCACUCAAUACUAACUUUUUUACUUUUGGAACAAAAACACAAUCUAAACCUCCAAACAAAAACAAGAUAUUUACCUAAUACAUCAAUUGAUACAAUCCAUCAAAUGAUUGGAAAUUGUGAUUCUUUAAAUUGAUGAAUUCUAUAAAUGUGUGCAUUCUUAAUUGAGGUUUUGC